AGAAAAGCCACAUCAGUAAAGAAGGAGGAGAGUUCAAAAGCUAAGAAAAGUAGAAGACCAAUCAGCUUAGACUCAGGUAAGAAAAUGAUGUCUUAUUAUUGAGGGUACCCCAUACCUUUUAUGUGAAGGGUGAUUGGGAGAUUUUGUUUUCACAGGAAUCAUGAUUUCAAUUUUUUUUUCAUGAAUUUUGAUUAAAGAUGACAUAAUCCUUCCAUUUCCAUCUGAACAAUUUUUUCUUUAUUUAAACACAACCCAUGAAUGAAGAAUUAAAUGACUUCAAUGUGAUAAACAAACCAUUUUGUUUCCCUGAUGAAUUUCAGCAUAUUUCCAAGAGCAAACUCAUAGGAUCAACAGCUUCAUAAACAGGUGAGAAAGAGUGAAAUUUUUAAUUUGUGAAUUUGGCUAAUUAAUUCUCUUUUUUUUAAUUUCAUGUGAAUGUCAAAGAAUUUUGGAUAUUUUUCAUGAUGCAUGAAAAGGCAAUAUAUUUUUAUGUGACUGAGUUCUACAAAAGGGUUCAGAGGACUCUCCUUAUUGAUGGAGUGAGUGGUGGAGUUUCAAAGUCCAAGAUCUGAUUGUUAAUUCUCUCCUCUAGCUGCUAAAUGUUUUUGUGUAAAUUAACAAUGAGAAUUUGUUGUUAAACCAUUAUUUUAGGGUUUCGUAAUGGUUUAUUUUCAGGCUUCCUUUCUACCAAUUCCCUCGCAUUCAAGAACCAAUCAUUGAAGCACCUAGCAUGACCAUAUUGGGAAGUGUCAAUCACACAAUUGUAACAACUACAUGUAUGUUGAGACUCUACACAAACUGUUAUACCUCUGUUUUUGUUUUAAUGGUGUACUGUGCUGUACAGUGUCCUUGUCAAUUCCAAAUGCAAUUUACAUUAUUACAAAAACAAGAUGUAAAAAGAUUCACAUAAUGAUAAUUAUGUACAACAUCACAAUGAUGCUCUGACCCUAUUUCUAAAUUAGUCCUGCAUCUCUGUUAGAUUCUGAUGAAAAUCCUCUUGCUCCAACAAUCAGGUAUGUGAUUUGUGUUUUCAAUUUCAUUCCAUUUCAUACAGUUGUAAUUAACCUCUUUGACCCUAAUAUCACCCCUGAAUCAAGAGUCAAGGAAAUGAUCACCAACUAUAAAAGUUCUUGAUUAUUAAACAAAUUCUCCUUGUCAGCACCUUAGAAAAUGCAUAGAGAACAGUAUGGAGAAUAUGGAUACUGAUGUCAGGUUGUAUUCAGUAUCUGGUUCUCUUUCAUGCACUUUCAGAAAAGCCACAUCAGUAAAGAAAGAGUUCAAAAGCUAAGAAAAAUAGGAGACCAAUCAGCUUGGACUCAGGUAAGGAAAUUAUAAGUCUACUUAUUUAGGGUACCCUAUACUUUUUACAUGAAAGGUGAUAUAGAUACUUAUCUUCAUGGGAAUUGUGAUUCAUCUUUUUUUACAAGUAUAUAAUUAUAUAUUUUUAAUUUUUAUAGGAUUAACAGUUUUAUUUACAGGUUAGAAAGAGUGAAAAUAUGAAUUUAGUUUAAUUUUUUUUCUUUGGUUUUAUUUAUCUUCAAAACAUGAUCAUCUUGAAUUUCAUGUGAAUGUGAAAACAUUUUGGAUACUUUUCAUGAUGAAUCAGAAGGCCAAAUAUUUUUAUGUGACUGAGUUCUACGCAAGGGUUUCAGUACACUCUGCUUAUUGAUUGAGUGGGAGGGCUGGAUAGGGAAAUAUUUAGUGUGAGGUGAGCUUGAGGUAUAAUAAGAUGAUGUCAGUUUUUUUUAACAUUGUGUGACCUUUAACAUUGCUUAUGCAUUAGCUUGCUAAAGAAAACAAAGCCAUCUGCUUCAUUCAGGGUUCAGCAUACUUACCAUUAGACCAUUCUGUCUCAAAUAGAAUUUGAAUAUUAUAGCACUUGAGUUAUAUUUUGAUGUGGUUUCUACAGAUGAGGAAGAAGUUGUGCCCAGGAAAUUAAAAAAGUCUGCCAAACAGACAGACAUUGUAACUUCUAAAGAGGUCCAGCAUGUUAAAGAGAGGUAUCUUUCAUCAUUCUCUUUCAUUAUAUUUGACAUUUCAGUACCAAACCAUAGUGUUCAUUUAGAUCAUAAGAUAUUGCUCAGGAGAAGCAUCCGGCUUAUAAAAAUAUCGAGCUUAAUUUUGUUUCUCUGUUUGUUUGUUUGUUUGUUUUUUCCUUUCUUCCAUCAAGCAUUGCGAAUGUUAGAUCUGUCAUAGGACACUGCUCUUAUGCUAAUACAUUUAACCCUUUGAGUGCGAAGAAUUACCAGCAUCUAACUUCUCUUUACAAUAUCCCUCCUGAAUCAAACAUUAAUGUGUAUCAAUCACUUUUUGUGUUGAAAGUAAGUUAUUUAGAUGGUCUUCUUUCACUGGAGCUUCUUAAGGGAAAGAUGAUUCAUUAAAACUUACUGUGAAUUGUGUUUGCUUUUCUGGUUUCUCCAAAAUUUUAACUUUUGGAUAGGCACAUGUUACACACAGGUGUCAAGGUUAAGGGCACAAGAAUAAAGGAAAUGAUCACCAACUAAACUCUUGUUUGUUAAAUAAAUUCUCCUUGUCAGUACCCUCAGAAACACAUAGAGAACAGUUUAGAGAAUGUGCAUACUGAUAUUAAUGUGUUUAGAGUUGAAAACGAAAAACAAACAAACCAAAAAACCAACAGCAAAAUAAUAAAGACAGUGUCAUCAAAGGUGAAUUUAAUACAAUGUUGUUGCGUUACUGAAAUAUUUAACACAUGGAUUGUUAUUCUUGUUUCAGUCCAGUCAAACCUAAAGAGAAAAAAGCAACUUCUGCUCUUGAUUUCUUUGGUUCUACUCCAGUUGAAAGGGAAUCCAGGAAAACAUUUGCUAAUAAAAGAAAACAGGUGAAUAACUAA
This is a messenger RNA of Pocillopora meandrina, 2851 nucleotides long. NCBI's taxonomy places the organism in Eukaryota, Metazoa, Cnidaria, Anthozoa, Scleractinia, Pocilloporidae. The record is from the annotation of a GenBank genome assembly.